This is a messenger RNA of Tyto alba (common barn owl), 3438 nucleotides long. It is a transcript of the gene B3GNT5, whose product is annotated as UDP-GlcNAc:betaGal beta-1,3-N-acetylglucosaminyltransferase 5. Gene Ontology annotation, biological process: brain development. Gene Ontology annotation, cellular component: membrane. Bases 1954 to 3090 code for a protein of 378 amino acids. The record is from RefSeq and is a predicted model, not a curated record. NCBI's taxonomy places the organism in Eukaryota, Metazoa, Chordata, Aves, Strigiformes, Tytonidae. The transcript is spliced from 3 exons.
UUUGAGGUGUUCUUUCUUCUAGAUCUUCUGAACGUUCUUUAUCCAAGAGUUUUUGAUAUCAAAGGGACAGUUGCUACGUGCUGAUAGUAAAAAAUGGUUCUAUUUAAAAUAGCAGUUCCUGGAAAAUCCUGCAUUAUCUGGGAAAGCUACUUGUGAUCUAAACUUAUCUUCUGUCCUAGGCAGAAGGGGCAAAAAAUAACUAUGUUAUUAUUUUUGUCUUUUUCCUAAAAUACAUGUUAUGCAGGGAUGUGGUAUAUAGAAUCUAUUACAGAUAGCCAAGACUGUGUGUUGUAUCACAUGACAAAAUUUAUAGCUGGGAGUUGGUGUUCUCUCUGGGCAGUCUUAGUUGGUCUCUCUUGGGCUUAGGUUUUUAUCAGGGUAGUGGUAGUUAGAAAAAAAAAUCUGCGUUGGAAUGUCUUUUGUGUGAAUGUUGUCUCUUUGUGGCUCUUCCUGUGAGGGUCUGUCUCUGGUGUUUCAUGUCAGAGGUGUCUAUGUGUUUCUUUAGACAACUCUUGUCUGUUUCUCAUCAGCAGAAUUUCCAAAACUGUUCUAGCCUGAAAUUAACUUUAUACUGACUUUUUUAAAAUAUUGACUUCUGUGGACAUUUAAAGUAGCUCCCUAAGGAUCUGCUUUUUCAUAGUGGUCACUACAGACUAUCAAGUUUGCAUAACAAACUAUGCUAGUUCCACUUUCAUCCCAGAAUGUAUACUGAAUGCAAAAUACAGAAUUGUAAACAGUUGCUACAUUCAAAUGAGCCAUACUUGUUGUAAUACUGAAAAGUUAAAUAACAAAUCCCGUUAGGAAAGGUAGGAUUGCUGUAGGGUGAACAAAGCUCACAGUACUUGCAACAGGGGGAAGACCACAUGCAGUUGUGAAUCUUAAAUCUACCGGAAAGGAAGGCAGCUACUGGAACGGUGUAUGGGUGCUUGGUUCUCUCCCAGUCUCUCCAGUCUGAGUGGAUCUAAAAGCUUCCAAGCCACAAGUAAGAAAAUGCACACCAAGAGGCAAAAUACCUUAAUUAUGGUCAAAAAUUACUGUUAAGCAUGGUUUUAUCUCUGUUCCACAAUGUUUCCUCUUGCUAGGGAGAACAUAUUGGUGUGUUGUUUUUUUCUUUUCACAGAAUUAUGAGAAUCAGUUGGCAGUGAAUAGCUUCUGUGGUGACUCAACCUGUUCUCCUGUUAAGGGGAGUAUGAUUAAGCCCAAAGGAUGGGUGUUGCAAAUGGACUAUAAAAAGUUCUGACUGUGGCAGAGACUCUACUUUUGCAUUGACACCUUCAAUGUGAAUCUCCAGGCUUUUCUGUAGGUAGAUGGGGGGAAGGUGGUGUGUAGGUAUACACCUCCUUAAAUUUCAUCAGUACUGCUCAUCUAUAAUCAUAUUUUAAAGUUUUACUUGAGAGGUAUGUUUAUGAGGAGGAUUCUCAACACCUUCUAUUCCCCUGAACUAGAUCAAGAAAAUGAGAGACCAGCAUGUUCCAGCCUUUAGUCAGUUGAAACUAUGGCUUGUUUUUUCUUCAAGGAAAAGCUUAAGUUUUCUUUCUAGCAUCCCAGACUCCCAGAAGAUGACAUGGGCAGUUGCAGACUGUUGCCAAAACAUGUUAUCCAAGUGUAAUGACUAGGAUUCCUGUGUUUACCAAGGUAUUCACCUUAAUGAACAAGAGAGACGCGUGAGACCAGAUGAUUUAGAACUGUAGUGUUCACUUCAAGAUGUCCCAGAAGGAAAAUACUCAUCUGCAAGUCUCAUCUUUCAAAACUGUCUGCAUUCUUUCAAUCAAAGAAAAACAUUUUUUGAGAAAGAUGACUUGUGAAAUCUGUGAACAAAGCUGAAUGAAAGACAACAUGCCUUACAAUGGACACUUGUCUUGAAGGGGUGAUGCUGUGCUCUUAAACUAAAACACAGGCACUGUAAAAACACUGAUCCUGAGCAAGAAUAAGGAUUAUAGAAACUGUAUCAGAAUGUUUGUUAGUCCCAGAAGAGUCAGAAAAUGCCAUUUUUUGCAGAUAUUUGCUACUUGCUUCAUACUGUGUCUCAUGAUUUUUUGGGGACCAUUUGAUAAUCACAUUGUGAGCCAUAUGAAGUCCUAUUCAUACAGAUACCUCAUAAAUAGCUACCAUUUUGUGAAUGACAGCCUGUCUAUCAACAGGGAUAACUUGGACAGAGUAUCAAGCUACCAGUACUUGAUCAACCACAGAGAGAAAUGUCAGCAGCAGGAUGUCCUUCUCCUGUUGUUUGUGAAGACUUCUCCUGAAAACCGUCAUCGGAGGGAUGCAAUUAGACAAACUUGGGGUAAUGAGAAGUACGUUCGUUCUCAACUUAAUGCCAACAUUAAAACUCUCUUUGCUUUAGGACGACCAACAGAUCAUCUGCAGCAAACACAGCUGCAAAGAGAACUUCAGGUGGAAGACCAGAAACACAGUGAUUUGAUUCAGCAAGACUUCUUGGAUACUUUUCACAAUCUUACUCUUAAAUUGCUUUUGCAGUUUAGCUGGGUCAAUGCCUACUGUCCUCAUGCCAGGUUCAUUAUGUCUGCAGAUGAUGACAUAUUUAUCCAUAUGCCAAAUCUUGUUGCUUAUCUGCAAAGUCUAGCACAAAUGGGCAUUCAAGAUCUCUGGAUUGGUCGUGUCCAUCGUGGAUCCCCUCCCAUAAGAGACAAGAGUAGCAAAUACUAUGUUCCAUAUGAAAUGUACCAGUGGCCCUCUUACCCUGACUACACAGCAGGAGCUGCAUAUGUAAUAUCAAAUGAUGUAGCAGCUAAAGUAUAUGAGGCUUCAUUGACUCUCAAUACAAGUCUUUAUAUAGAUGAUGUUUUCAUGGGUCUCUGUGCCAAUAAAAUGGGAAUUGUACCACAAUAUCAUGUAUUCUUUUCUGGGGAAGGAAAGGCUCCGUAUCAUCCAUGCAUUUAUAACAAAAUGAUGACAUCUCAUGGACACGUAGAUGAUCUUCACCAGCUCUGGAAGCAGGCUACAGAUCCCAAAGUUAAAAAGCUUUCUUCAGGGAUUUGGGGUAGAAUAUACUGCAGACUAGUCAAUAUUGUGCUUCUCUGUAAACUAUAUUAUGAGGACACAUAUCCUUGUUCAGCUGCAUUUUCUUAAUACUUGAAUAUCUGUGUUGAAGAUCCACUGAGCCAAAACAGAGCAACACCUUUUUAGCUGUUUAUUCAAAAUAUAUGUAAACAUGGAAAGAGGUAAAACUUAAAUGUGAAUAGUUGGGUGGGAGGGGGGUUGGGUCAUGGGAAAAUGGUCCCAAAUUCUGUUCAUAAACUUAUUGGAAUAGCUCUCCUAUUGUACUGCAACUUUACAUUGUAGCCUGGUUUUUUUACACUCUUCAAGGGAUACAAGUCUGGAUUAAACAAACUAUAGUGGACUUCGACUUCUAGACUUUGAAAUGCUUGGUGAAAAUGUCUGUUAUUUUGAACCUGUCAGUAAGUUUUAAGUUUGUUU